Panonychus citri (citrus red mite) is the source of this 2290-nucleotide messenger RNA. RefSeq names its product pre-piRNA 3'-exonuclease trimmer-like. Gene Ontology annotation, molecular function: poly(A)-specific ribonuclease activity; RNA binding. The transcript has 13 exons. NCBI's taxonomy places the organism in Eukaryota, Metazoa, Arthropoda, Arachnida, Trombidiformes, Tetranychidae. Gene Ontology annotation, biological process: nuclear-transcribed mRNA poly(A) tail shortening. The coding region runs from base 246 to 1871 and encodes 541 amino acids. The record is from RefSeq and is a predicted model, not a curated record. Gene Ontology annotation, cellular component: endoplasmic reticulum; cytoplasm.
ACAAUUUAAAUAGUUUUAAUCUUUUAUUAACACCCCACUUCUAAUCAUGUAGUUAAUUGUGUGGUUUACAUUGUUAAUUGUUUUCAAUUUUUUCCUUUCUCUCAUUUCUUUCUGUAUCCUUCUAGUGUUGGUUGGCUAUUUGUGUCCGUUACUUUUUCAAUUUUUUCACUUGACUUAAAUUUUUACCUUUUUGAUUAUUGUCUUUUUAUUUUAAUUGUUUUGUGAAACAAGUUAAUUGCUUUAUAAUGCAAGUUGACAUUACAAAUUUCCAACAAAUUUACCCGAAGGUGGUUGAACAGAUCAAAAAUUGUACCUUUAUUGCGCUUGAUAUUGAAUUUUCUGGUUUAUUUUUUAAUUCUAAUUGCAUGCCAUCACUUUUCGACUCAUUGGAAGAUAGAUACAAAAAAUUACGUACCAAUGUUUCCAAUUUCAUCCCCAUCCAACUUGGAAUAUCAACGUUUACCAAGCAUGAAACUAGAAACGAUUACAUUGCUCAAACAUUCUCCUUCUUUUGCUGUCCAAGACCUUAUGGUCCUCAAGUGAAUUGUUUCUCAAUGGAAGUUGGUGCCAUUGAAUUUCUAUCAGAAAAUUGUUUCGAUUUCAACAGAUUUGCUAAGGUUGGAAUCCCAUUUUUAAAUGAAACACAAGAAAAGAUAUUCAAAAGCUAUAUGAAUGAUAGAACAAGGAUCGACAUUUCUCAUUCAGUGAUGGACAAAUUGGUUGAACUUCGAGGUUUCAUCAGUGAUUGGGUGGCAACACUUCCCGUUAAAGGCGGAAGAAAAUAUGGACAAUCUAGUUUCCCUUACCAGCAAUUUGUCAACCCACUCAGCAAUUUUUUGAUCAUUGAUCAUCUAAGAAAUGAUUUCAAAGCAUUUUGGAUCUUAUUACGGGAAGAUAAUGUUUAUGUCUAUUCAGUUUCUCCCAUUGAAAGGAAACAAUUACUUAACAAUGUCAAAGCUGAGGAAGAGGAAGUAAUCAAUUCUUGUGUUGGUUUAUCCAGAUUAGUUAAAGUCCUAAUUGAUUCAAAUAAACCCAUUAUCGGAAAUAACAUGAUGGUUGACAUGGUCAUGUUAUAUCAACAUUACAUAGAUACUCUGCCUGGUGAUUUGCAAACAUUCAAAGAUCAAUUACUCAAAAACUUCAACUCAAUCUACGAUAUCAAGGCAAUAAUUUCCAACAUUCGUAAGCAUUUUCCAGCCUAUGAGGAUGAUAUAUCAGCUCGAAACUUGGGUGAACUUUAUCGAAAAUUAUCCGCUCCGUCAUUUAUUCGUGAAAGUCCAUAUCAACCACUAAUCUUAAGAGAUGACGAUUUGAAGUGUGAUGUUGUUAAUCGUUGCCACGAUGCAGGAUCCGAUGCAUAUGCCACUGGAUAUGUUUUCCUUAGAAUCUGUGCAAUGAUAGCUACAGCUAAAGCGGAGAAUAAAAUUAAGGAAAUAUCACCUCAAUGGGAAUCUUUUAUCUCUCCUUUGGCUUGUUUCAAGAACAAAAUCAAUCUAAUUAGAGCUGCAUUUCACUAUAUGGAUCUCGAAGUUAAAUCGCAAGUUGCAGCGCGACCUGAAUGGUUAGUCCUUAGAUGUCGAGACUCAUCUCAAUCCAUAACACUACCUCAGAUUUAUGGGAUGUUCGCCUCCUACAGUACAACAAUUGAUUUUCGUCCGAUCAGUAAAAACGAGAUCUUAUUAGCAAUUGGAAACUUCAAAUCAGCUCGAGAAAUCAUUGAAAAGUUUCGUAAGGAUAAAAACUAUAAGAUUACCCAAUACAAUUUGAUUAAAGACUCAAAAUAUGGACGAUUAGUUUUAUGGUCGACCUUAAUUGUUGGAGCUGGAGUAGCUGGUUACUGUACUUUGAAACUGUUCAAUCAACGAUCUUAAUUAUCAUUCAUAUAUCGAAAGCUAUUUAUGGAUUUCAAUCUUUCACCUUUUAAAUCAAUGGGAAAAAAGAUUCCACAGUUGUAAACAAUUCAGGAAAUCCAAUAUUCCCUUGUCAUCCAAUGUCAAAUGUUGGCGGGAAAAGAAAACAUUCAACAAGUUUUAUUAUUAAUCGUGGAUUAUUAAUGAUUGAUUGAUAAUUAAUUGUCAUCAUAUUUAUACACACACGCACUUAUAUUCAAAUAUAAAUCAUAUUCCAGUUCAGAAAACAAAAUCAAUGAAUCUAAUUCAAUUCUCAAUCAAUCACUAAUUGUUAACACACUGCCCAAUAUUUUAUCAUCAUUAUUAUUCAUCAAUUGUUAAUUUUUGACAAUCAACCUUUGAUAUAAUUAAUUACAACAACAAAAAACAUCUAAAACUUA